UCUGUUCACGUUUUCAGUUUUCAGAUGUAUUAGGCAUAUUUAAUGGUUUUUUUUUUUUAAAAAUACAUAAAGUUUUUCAACACAUUUCGUGUUUUCUGGGUUUUAUGUUGCUUCGUUGACCUCUCCAACAUGGCGGCGGUAACCGUACACCUCGGGACAGGAAGCGGGUCGGCCGCCGCGCCUGCGCACUGGCUCAGCCCGGGUCCCUGUAAAGAUGUCUGAGCAGGCGGGGAGGGAGCGGAGCGGAGGACCCGAAACAAGCGCGCAGAACCUGCAGCUGUCCGAUACUUCCCCGGUCAAGGUAAGAGCAGGCGGCCCUUUAGGUCCGCUCCGACCGCACCGACAAGCGGCGGAAGGCUCCGGGCUCCGGUUGAUCCCGGUUGGAGCCCCGCGGGGCGGCAGGGUUUGCGGAACGGAGCAGAAAUGUUGCGGAGGGCGCGCGGCGCUGUGGCAGGGGCGUGUCCGCCAUCUUGUGAGCUGAGUGGCGCCUGAACUGCAGCUGCGUCUCUGAGCGCGAGCCGAGCGGGCCGCGCCAAAUGGCCGCUAACGGCCGAACCAACGGCGGGCCGCUGCCUCUAUGCGCGUUCACGGCGCUCCGGACCGGUUCGGUGCCGCCGUGGACCCGUACAGACCGCCGCCGUGUCCGUGCGGAGAACCCGGGAACCGGAGGAGCAGCCGCAGCCUUUUGUUGUCCUCCCCUCCUCCCCCUCCCCCUCCUUGUUUGUUUGGAAAGCCUGCCAGGCGCAUGCGUGUAACCAUGGCGCUCGUUUCUGCGUAUGAGAACGAAAACACGAUCAAAGGUAUCGACAGCGCGCGGCAGUUCGUCAGCACACACACGCACACCGAGCCGCUGAUCGAUCACUGUGAUCAGAUGUGAUCAGAUGUGUCCAUGAGGCCGCUGUUUGCCGCCAAAACCAACAGCUCAGCCCGGUGUUACCGAUCAGUCUGUCAGCGUGUCAACCGGAGUCACCGACCGCAACCACUGGACCCGAAAUCAGACGGCAUCUGUCCGAACACGACUGUUAAUAAUCUAUCUGAUCAGCUCCCAGUCCCGUUUCAAUACACUCAUUGAUGAUCAAAGUGGCUGCUUAUUGAUCUUCUGUUGCUCACUAGUCAUCCACCUCCAGCUGAUCAGUGGCACUCAGCAGGGAAGCCCGCCAGAGUAUCGAUCAGAUGAUCGGUAUCAAGGCCCAUAAAUCAGACCCAUGUAUGAUCACAGAAUACUAAUACUUGGUUGGUUCUGUUCUGUUCCCUCAGUUCACUGUGUUGUGUCUGAGUGAAUGUGUUGGACUCACACUGACAGGUACACACAAUGUACACUUGCUCUGAUGUCACACAGACGUCACCUGUCUCUUCUGUCCAGGCAGGUCCAUGUCAUUCUGACGAGCAGUUGAGAUGUCCAAUGACAGCCAGGGAGCGGUGAAGGGGGAGGCGGCCAUGCUGAUCUCUCCCUCAGCCUCCGCCUCCUCUCAGGGACCGCCCCUUUCUCCGUCCACCGCCACUAAAUCACCUGAGCUCCCAGAUGAGCUGGUCCAGGCCGGUUGGUCCAAGUGUUGGUCUCGGAGGGAGAACCGGCCCUAUUACUUCAACAGGUUCACCAAUCAGAGCCUGUGGGAGGUGCCAGUGCUGGGUCAGCACGAUGUCAUCUCCGAUCCUUUAGGUCUGAAUGCCGCUCCUGCAGAGGGCGGAGACAGUAACCUCGGUAACGGCCAGAGGAAGAGGAGGAGCUCUGAAGAGCAGGGGGCGGGGCCUAACAGCUUCAAACGUGCGAAGGUGGAGCCCACCACGCCCAUCUCUCCGAGCACUCCCGGGGUUAAACCUUGGAGCUCCGCCCCCGAGGACAAACAGGCCCAGUCGGCCACACCCACGACCCCAAGCCCCGCCCCCGCGCCGUACCGACCAACAGUGAUCUACUGGGACCUGGACAUCCAAACUAACGCCGUGAUCAGAGAACACGCCCCCGCCGGACACCUGCCCCCCCACCCAGAGAUUGAACUGCAGAGGGCGCAGUUGGUCACCAAGCUGAGACAACACUACCAUGAGCUGUGCCACCAGAGGGAAGGUAUUGAUCCGCCCCGGGAGUCCUUUAACCGCUGGCUGCUGGAGAGGAAAGUGAUCGAUAAAGGUCACGACCCGUUACUGCCGAGCGACUGUGAGCCGGUGAUUUCCCCGUCCAUGUUCAGAGAGGUGAUGAACGACAUCCCCAUCAGGUUGUCUCGCAUUAAGUACAAAGAGGAGGCCCGGAAGCUUCUGUUCAAAUACGCUGAAGCUGCCAAGAAGAUGAUUGAUUCCAGGAACGCCAGUCCGGAGAGCAGGAAGGUGGUGAAGUGGAACGCUGAGGACACCAUGAGCUGGCUGCGCCGAGAUCACUCUGCCAGCAAGGAGGACUACAUGGACCGCCUGGAGCACCUGAGGCAGCAGUGUGGACCUCACGUCGCCGCCGUCGCCAAAGACUCUGUGGAGGGAAUCUGCUCCAAGAUCUACCAGCUGUCUGCAGAGUACAGCCGCCGCCUGCGACAGACACACCUGAGCCUGCUGCAGGACCCGCCCACAGAGGCGUGUGCGUCGCCGCCACAGUCCCGCCUCGUCUACUGUUACCCGGUCCGUCUGUCCGUCCCGUCGCCGCCGCUGCCCCGGGUGGAGCUGCACUUCGAGAACGACGUGGCCUGUCUGCGCUUCAGAGGGGAGAUGGUCAAAGUCAACAGAGGACACUUCAGCAAGCUGGAGCUGUUGUACAGGUACAGCUGUAUAGAUGACCCUCGCUUUGAGAAGUUCCUGUCCAGAGUUUGGUGCCUCCUCAAGAGAUACCAGGUGAUGUUUGGCAGUGGCGCCAACGAGGGGACGGGCCUGCAGGGAGCGCUGCCAGUUACAGUGUUUGAGGCGCUGAACCGACAGUUUGGUGUUUCCUUCGAGUGUUUUGCGUCGCCACUCAACUGCUACUUCAAACAGUUCUGCUCCGCCUUCCCUGACAUCGACGGCUUCUUCGGAUCCAGAGGGCCGUUCCUGUCUUUCUGUCCCGUCAGCGGCUCCUUUGAAGCGAAUCCUCCGUUCUGUGAGGAGCUGAUGGACACCAUGGUGACGCACUUCGAGGACCUGUUGGACCAGUCCUCAGAGCCGCUGUCCUUUAUUGUCUUUGUCCCGGAGUGGCGUGACCCGGUGACGCCGGCUCUGACCCGCAUGGAAGGGAGUCGGUUCCUCCGUCACCAGCUGAGCGUCCCGGCCUACGAACACGAGUACCGCUCAGGCAGCCAGCACAUCUGCAAGAGGGAUGAGAUGUACUACCGGGCAGUACACGGUACUGCAGUACUCUUCCUACAGAACGACGCCGGUUUUGCGAAGUGGGCUCCAACUCCAGAGCGUCUGGCCGAGCUAACGGCAGCAUACCGCCCCUCCUUGUCCCGCACCUCCUCCCUGUCCUCACCUGGCCCUGCCCACAUUGCUCCUGGAGACAGAGACUCCGCCCCCAAGGCCUCUGAUAGGACGCAGAGUGCUGUGGCGUCCCCUGGUGGCCAUGACAACAACAACAAUAAUAAUAACAGCAGCAGCGGCGGCGGCAGCAGCAGCAGUAGCAGUCCUCGAGAAAAGAUGGCCGCUGUGUAGAGGGGACGGGGUUUGUGGUGACCACGCCCCCUCACCUUUCAAAGAGCUGUUUGACAUUUGUGUUUCCUGACCGUCGUCUCGUCUCCAGAUUGUCCCUCACCAGCACCUGUAGCACCCUCAGCUCAUGCCCACAAUGCUCUUCUGUCGCAGUCAGCAGGGGGCGGGGCCUGAUUUAACCCUGUUGUCUGGUUGGCUCACACUGCUUCCCCUCAAUCUGGUUUGUCCCUGCUAACUUCAGAUGAUCUGAUUGGUUGAAACUCUGGAGCUUUACCUUCACCUGCAGCUGACUCAGGUGUGGUUGAGGACCGUAGCCAAUGAGAAGAGGUUAAUCAACAAGCAGCAACUGGUCAGAGCUCCACCAAUAAAAACCUUUUCAUUCACCUGUGAUGUCACGUGUGACGGGACCACUGGACGUCCUCGGAUUGGUCCCCACAACGACGGGCCUCGGUGAUUGGUCGACAAGGCAGCUAUUGUUUCUAUUGGACUCAAGCGGCGUCCCGCUUCUGGCCCCGCCUCCUUGGACAGCGUGGCCGCGGUGGAUUGUGGGAAACAGAUUAUUCAGCAUAUUCUCUGACUGGACGAGGCCAGAACUGGGAGUCGGGUUCAGACUGGUGCGUGAUGACGGACUCCUCAGAGGGGUGGAGUCCUGCUGCAGAGGGGGCGGAGCCACAGGUGGUCCUCCAGUAUGAAGUGUGAUAGGUUGUUUCAGGGUUCAUGCUUCAGGUUCUUUCAUCAUCAGUUUGUGUUUCUUUUCUCCUGUGUACGACUUUUUCAGCGCUUUGUCCUCUUUUCUUAAAUCCCUUAUUUCUUAGUUUCUCUCGUCCUGAGAGCAUUUAGACCUUCUCAACAUAUUAUGUCUUUUUUCUUGAGGUUUUUUAAUUUUUUGCCCAACUUAGCAAAAUAUUAGCCCGACUGAUACUGAAUUUUUGGGGCAGAUGAAGAUUUUUAGGCAUUAAAAGUAUUCAGAUAUAUUGACUUGUGUUCUUUAUCAGUGAGUGUAUUUGUAUGAAUAUAUAUAUAUAUAUAUAUAUAUAUAUAUAUAUAAUGGUUAGAGUUAUCCUGGUAAGAGGGAGUGUUUGGCUAGGCGUUGAUGAACUUUUUUAACCUGCUGACUCCACACUGUGGCUGCUCUGCUACAUGUGCUGCACACGGUGCUGAGAGCUGGAAACAGUGGAGCCGCCCUGCUGGACAAACUGUGACAGAACCAUUUCUAAAUGAUCUUUGUCUGCACUGUUUUCUGUUCAAAGCUUUUCUACUACGCUGAUGCGAUAUACCUGUGAUGAGCUAAUACGGUCCAGUGGUAUUGCUGAGGGACGUAUCGGUCGGGCUCUAGUAUUAACACUUUUUAAACUAAUAUUUCAACCUCCUCUGGACAGAUUCAGUUUUUUGGCUGUUUUCUCUAAUUAUAUGUUAAAUUACAGCGUUUCUCUAAAUGUUAUAUUUUACUAAAAUGUACUCGUCUACGACUUUUUCAACAUUAUGUCCUUUUUUCGUGAAGACUGUCGUUUAUCUGUCCUAAUCUUUCUUUCUCGUAGUUUUAUGAAACUGUUGUUUUAGUAUCACGUUUGUUUUUUGCUUUUUGUUUUUUUCUCCUGUAAAUAUUUGGAUGUGGUUUGACUUUCUUCAGAGAACCGCUGGCUUCAGUCUGAUCUUAUCGUCUAUCUGAAGGUCUUUAAACAAAAUGGAGGAAGACCUCCAUCCUCUGUGGCUCCGCCCCCUCUGUAACCCGACACCGCAGCGCUCUGAUUGGCCGUCAGCCCUCUGAGGCGUCCGUCUCCAUCAGCUGUGUAGAUAGUGUACAGUCGGACUGAUCUGAAGUCUGUUGAUGUUCUUUUGCUGUUAAACUGAUUGAAAACACAAACUGUUCUUUUUUUAUUUGAUUUAAUUUAACGUUUUUAAAGAGAUGACACGUGUCUGUGUAUUUUCAGCCUCAUAGUUUGUUUCCAACUAAACCAAAGUGUUAUUAAGAAGAUCUAUAUCUGUGUGUACAGUCAGUGAGCUGGGAUUCUCCUCCGUCUGUCUUCAGUUUGUCGUCCUCCUUUAAUCCUCAGUUCCUCCUCGGUUGUCCUUCGCUCUGCUUUUGUGUCUUUUCUUAUUUUUCUGAUGCAUGAACUGUUUGGACUCUGAGCGAUGUUCCUGAUCCAGACUGUGGUUCUCAGAACAAUCACCAUCAUGUUCCUCGACCGUUUCACUUCACCUGGGUUCAGUGUUUAAAGGAGCAGUCCGACGUUUUGGAGCAGAGCUAGCAGUUUCCCUCUGCUCCCAGUGUUUGUGCUAAGCUAGGCUAAUGAAGGACUGUUCCCCGUUUAGCACCGAAGACAAACUGGAGUGGUUCUGUUGUUUUUAUCAGAUUUGUGUGAAAUAAGUUCCCGUCAUGACAGAACCUGUCAGAACUGUUCUGCCUGAUCCGUCAUCGUUGGAGAACACUUUGGUAGUUUUCUGUGUAUCAUAAAGCCAAGAACACAAUAUUUCAUGCACAGCUGUUGUAUGAGGUGAGAUCAGAAAGUUCAGAGAAUGGUUUGACUUCAGCCUCCAUCUCUGCAGAGCUGCUCUGCUCCCAGAGCUCCUGCAACACUUCACCAGUCCCUGAAGUCCUGAUCUGGAACCAUGCUGGCUCCACCUGGGACCAGCCUGCUUCUGAGUCCAAGCAGAAGAGCUCCACCUGGGUGUAAUGUUGGGAGAGCAGCGUUGCAGUGGAGCGCUGUGUUGGCAGUGGGACUGUGGGGAUGAAAACGAAGCGUCCCUGAGCGGUCUGUGGACUUUCUGAUGGCAUCUCGUAUCCACAGAGCGUUCUGCCGAGUUUGUCUCGUGAAGGUGACCUGAGAACGUUUCCGCGUCAGAUCAAUGAAAUAUUUCUUAGAAAAGACGUCGUAAUGAUCUCAGCUCAGACGUUUAUCUCCAGUUUUUGUCUUUGUGUCUGUUUGUUGCGACUUGCUGAGCUUCAGAGCUGAAACAGGAAGUGGGGGUCCUCUGAGCUGCAGAAUGUAAAUACAGUCUGUCCUUCGUCCUGCCUGUGGACAAAAUGCAGCUUCUCUCUCCCAGUAAAAGUAUAUCCAGCCCAGUA
This is a messenger RNA of Stegastes partitus (bicolor damselfish), 6664 nucleotides long. RefSeq names its product phosphorylated CTD interacting factor 1 (gene pcif1). The record is from RefSeq and is a predicted model, not a curated record. The transcript is spliced from 15 exons. Bases 1396 to 3600 code for a protein of 734 amino acids. Gene Ontology annotation, cellular component: nucleus. Lineage: Eukaryota; Metazoa; Chordata; Actinopteri; Pomacentridae. Gene Ontology annotation, molecular function: mRNA (2'-O-methyladenosine-N6-)-methyltransferase activity; RNA polymerase II C-terminal domain binding.